Durio zibethinus is the source of this 808-nucleotide messenger RNA. RefSeq names its product SAGA-associated factor 29 homolog B-like. Gene Ontology annotation, cellular component: SAGA complex. The record is from RefSeq and is a predicted model, not a curated record. NCBI's taxonomy places the organism in Eukaryota, Viridiplantae, Streptophyta, Magnoliopsida, Malvales, Malvaceae.
UUAAAAUAUUAAAAUUAUCAUUCAUGACCAAAUACUACGUUAAAAAAUUUUGAGUUCUUUUGUUUAUGGUUUUUCUGAUAUAAAGUUUUUCUUGGGACUUGUUUGUUUUCUCUGAUUCUGUAAAACUAGAGAAAUUUUUGGGAUAGAAGAUGAGAACCCGAUCAAAAGGAACCUCUUCAAAAUCAAAAGUUGGGUCUUCACAGCCUUCAGAAAAGUCUUCCAAGCGUAAAAGAGGAGCCUCUCAAAAAGAUUAUGGUAAUGAUCAGAAAAGGAAAAGAACCAAGUCUGAUUCAGAUACCUCUCGCCUUUAUCCUUCUACACAGAGUCAUAUUGAGGCUUGUGUUAGUCUCAAAGGUGAACAGGUAGCUGCAAAAGUCACCCCGGAUGGUGAGAGGGAUGAGUGGUUUGUUGUAAAAAUGAUCAAUUUUGAUGAGAAAACAAAAGAAUUUGAAGUACUUGAUGAGGAACCAGGUGAUGACGAAGAUAGCAGUGACCAAAGGAAGUACAAGCUACCUGCAUCUUGCAUUAUGCCUUUCCCCAAGUGGAAUGAUCCUUCCAGUACUCAAGAAUUCCCCGCUGGAAGACAUGUUUUGGCCGUCUAUCCAGGAACAACUGCACUCUAUAAGGCAACUGUCAUUAGUACUCCUCGAAAGAGGAAAUCAGAUGAUUAUUUACUGGAAUUCGAUGAUGAUGAGGAAGACGGAGCCUUGCCUCAGAGGACUGUACCCUUUCACAAGGUGCUUCCCUUGCCUGAAGGAUACCGGCAAUGAGAUAUGUCUAUAACUGUGUGUUUAAACAUGUUCUUGGU